AUGCCCGAUCCGAAACUUCAGUCCUACAUAGCAGCACAUUACCUCUCUGGUCCCAAAGCCGACGCUAUCCUUGCGCGUGCCUCGUCCUCCGAUAUCAAGGUGAAACGCAAGAAGAAGAAGGUAAAGACGGACGACGCCUCAAGAGUUUCUUCGUCGUCAGGGCUUGUGUUUAAGGAUGACUCCGAUACGUGGAAGACGCCAGCAGAGGAUGACGAAGACGACGGUGGGUUGACACCGCAAGUGGUCGAUGGAGCGGAUGGACAGAGUCUGAACAAGACGUUCCGCAAGAUCGGAUCAGCAAGCCAUGGGGCGAAGGAAGCCGGAACGUCGGAUACGGCAUCAAUGAGCACCCCAACUCCAGCACCUACAUCCGUCGAAGAGCCAACCGAAUUCAAAGCGGGGUUGCGGACCAGAGACGAGAUGAAAGCAGCACGACUUGCACGAGAGGAACGAAAGAAACGCGAAGCAGCUUCUCUCUCCGUCGAUGUUUCUAUGGCUUCAUCGACCCCGGCGGCCAACGAUGACGAUGACCAAGAAGCGCGCUUAGCCCAGCAAACUGUCUAUCGAGACUCUUCCGGACGCAUAAUCGACCUGAACGCACAACAAGCCGAACAAGAACGACUCGAACGCUUGCGUCUAGAAAAACAAGCCGAACGAAACACCUGGUCUCAAGGUCUAGUGCAGAAGCAACAGCGUCAGCAAGCAGCCGCCCAGCUCGCCGCCGUGCAACAGCAAGGUAUCGCCCGCAGGGCAACCGACAACGAGUACAACGAGUAUUUCAAGCAACAACAACGUGUAGAUGAUCCGGCCAUGGCAUUCUUGACCAAGAAACGAAGCGCAGGCCCGUCCAUGCCGAAAUACAAGGGCGGAUGGCCACCGAACAGAUUCAACAUCCCCCCUGGUUAUCGCUGGGACGGCGUGGACAGAGGCAAUGGCUACGAAAAGGCAUUUUUCGAGAGAAAGGCUCAACUCGAGACCAGAGAGCUGCAGGCACGAGCGUGGGGUCAGUCAGAUAUGUAA
Mycosarcoma maydis (corn smut) is the source of this 1020-nucleotide messenger RNA. RefSeq lists its product as uncharacterized. Gene Ontology annotation, molecular function: RNA binding. Gene Ontology annotation, cellular component: RES complex; U2-type spliceosomal complex. Gene Ontology annotation, biological process: mRNA splicing, via spliceosome. Bases 1 to 1020 code for a protein of 339 amino acids. The record is from RefSeq and is a predicted model, not a curated record. The transcript has a single exon. NCBI's taxonomy places the organism in Eukaryota, Fungi, Basidiomycota, Ustilaginomycetes, Ustilaginales.